AUGCCCACCACAGAUUAUGUGCAUGGCACCUCCUUGAUAAUGCUAGAAAACAUGUGCAUAUUCCUGCAUUCAUUGCGAGCUAAGGAAUGCAUGUUUAUGGAGCUGGAUGUAUCUGAGUUUGAAGAACUAUGGGCUGCUACUGUGAUAAAGUUUGGGCUGGAAGAAAAUACUUGGGUUCAGGAAUUAUAUGAGAGAAGGAUGAUGUGGGCCGCUGCUCACAUGAGGGGCAUGUUCUUUGGUGGAUUUAGGACCACCUCGCGAUGUGAGGCGUUGCAUUCACAAAUUGGUAAGUUCGUCAAAAAGCGUUAUGACCUAACUGAAUUCGUAGAACACUUCCAUCGUUGUUUGAACUAUCUGUGCUAUAAGGAAAUAGAGUCUGACUUUAACUCUUCGUAUGGGAAGAUAGUGUCGAAAACAAAAGUAAGGGAUUUAGAGAAGUCUGCAGCAGCUCAAUUUACGAGGGGUGUAUUUUUCAAAGUCAGGACGUUACUUGAAAAGGUUGGUACAAUGAUUGUGUUAGGCUUUGAGGAUAACAUGACAUGCACUAAUUACAAAGUAACUAACUAUCCUGCAAAGAACAAAUUGUGGGAUGUGUCGUAUGAUGAGUCGACCGUCCAAUUGACUUGUUCAUGUUAUAAGAUGGAGACACAUGGGCUUCCUUGUGAUCACUUAAUUGCCGUGGUGGUGUAUUUGGGUUUCAAGAAACUGCCCACGUGUCUUGUGCUUGAUAGGUUGACCAAAACUGCUAAACAUGGAAUUCGGGCUGCAUAUAAUGAUGACACGUUGUAUUGGGAUUCACACAACUUGUGUCAAUACUCAUCCAUGGUUGAUCAUUGCCACUACAUGUGCAAUUUGUCUCUAGUUAAUGAUGCAGAGGUUAAUGAGACACGAGACCUGAUUGCUAAGCGUGUCCAAUUUCUAAAACUCAAGUAUGAAUUUGUUGUGGCUCUUAAUGGUGUUGUUGGGGGGGGGGUAGGUUCUGUGCGCUUGGGGAACCCUACCCCAGCUGUUAGAGAUGAUCUAACGCGUGCGUCGAAGACAAGAAGUCGGCGGCAGAAUAGAUGCAGUCGAUGUAAGGUGGCUGAACACAACAUAAAGUCAUGUCCUCAGGGUAUGACUGGUGUGGCUGGCACUUCUCAUGCUGAUAGUCAGUAA
This is a messenger RNA of Lotus japonicus, 1155 nucleotides long. RefSeq names its product protein FAR1-RELATED SEQUENCE 5-like. Gene Ontology annotation, molecular function: zinc ion binding. NCBI's taxonomy places the organism in Eukaryota, Viridiplantae, Streptophyta, Magnoliopsida, Fabales, Fabaceae. Gene Ontology annotation, biological process: regulation of DNA-templated transcription. The record is from RefSeq and is a predicted model, not a curated record. The transcript has a single exon. The coding region runs from base 1 to 1155 and encodes 384 amino acids.